GCCGUGCCGACUCGCCGAUUUUUUUUUUUUUUUUUCAGGUGAAAUAAAAAAAAGAAUAAAAAUAUAAUUUAUAUGAAACAGAAAUCGAUUUUGUAGCUCUUCCUCUCGUAAUUUUUGCUCUUAUUAUUCUCCCAGACAAGAAGCUGCUUCUCUCCGAAUUUUAGGGUUUCCAUUUCUUUCCCUUCUCCUACAAUCAAUUAAUCGAAACCCUUAAUCUCUACAUCCAUCAUCAGGCUACAUCAUCCUUGUCGUUUGCUCCCUUGUUUCAACUAAGGUUCAUGUCUGAUCUUGAAGUUCAAGUCCCCACUGCCUUUGAUCCGUUUGCUGAUGCAAAUGCUGAGGACUCUGGUGCUGGAACAAAGGAAUACGUGCACAUUCGUGUUCAGCAGCGUAAUGGUAGAAAAAGCCUGACGACUGUCCAGGGACUUAAAAAAGAGUAUAGCUAUAGCAAGAUCCUUAAAGACCUUAAGAAAGAAUUCUGCUGCAAUGGCACUGUUGUCCAGGACUCUGAAUUAGGACAGGUUAUUCAGCUUCAAGGUGAUCAGAGGAAGAACGUCUCGACGUUCCUUGUUCAGGCUGGUCUUGUGAAGAAGGAUAAUAUCAAGAUCCAUGGUUUUUGAGCAAAUUCUAGAUAUACUUGUUGUUCAUGUUUGCGCAACAGCUUGAAAUUUGCGGAAUCAAUCAGCCAGUCUUAAAGGCAGUAUAAACAAUCACUUAUCUAUUAAUGCUUUUUUUUUCUUUAUAUUGUGUCAGAAAAAAAAAUCUACUGGUUUGCUUAUGAGCGAAUAUAAAUGUAUGAUGAACUUUUUCCUCGGCGUUUGUAGUGUGAGAUUAUCAAUAAAACUUGCUUU
Eutrema salsugineum is the source of this 851-nucleotide messenger RNA. RefSeq names its product protein translation factor SUI1 homolog 2. The record is from RefSeq and is a predicted model, not a curated record. Gene Ontology annotation, molecular function: translation initiation factor activity; RNA binding. The transcript is spliced from 5 exons. The coding region runs from base 279 to 620 and encodes 113 amino acids. Gene Ontology annotation, biological process: translational initiation. NCBI's taxonomy places the organism in Eukaryota, Viridiplantae, Streptophyta, Magnoliopsida, Brassicales, Brassicaceae.